AUGCAAGAGGUGGUCAAGAAAGAGAUUAUCAAGUGGUUAGAUACUGGAGUUGUUUAUCCUAUUACAGAUAGUAAAUUGGUGAGCCCGGUUCAAUGUGUUCCGAAGAAGAGAGCUAAGUCUGAUUUUGAUGAGAAAUGCCGCAAGGCGUUUGAUGAGUUGAAGGUACGUCUUAUGUCUGCUCCUAUUAUUGUUUCACCAGAUUUUUCACAACCAUUCGAGCUGAUAUGUGAUACAAGUGAUUUUUUUGUUGGUGUUGUGCUUGGUCAAAGACAUAAUAAGAUCAUGCACCUGGUUUACUACUCCAGCAAAAUGCUUAAUGCGGCGCUGAUGAAUUAUACUAUUACUAAGCAAGAGCGUCUUGCUAUAAUAUUUGCGUUCACGAAAUUCAAAGCCUAUCUGUUGGGGUCCAAGGUGAAAGAUCGCAAGGGUUCUGAAAAUGAGGUUGCAGAUCAUCUCUCACGGCUUGAAGAAGCUGGGAGACAGAUAGAGGAGCUUGAUAUAGGCGAUGUAUUCCCAGAUAAGAGAGUUCUAGCAGUGUCAUCUGAGGUGGCACCAUGGUAUGCAGAUAUCGCCAACUUUUUGGUGACGGAUCUUAUUCCAGAUGAAAUCAAGACAUAA
Lycium barbarum (goji berry) is the source of this 618-nucleotide messenger RNA. RefSeq lists its product as uncharacterized. NCBI's taxonomy places the organism in Eukaryota, Viridiplantae, Streptophyta, Magnoliopsida, Solanales, Solanaceae. The record is from RefSeq and is a predicted model, not a curated record. The transcript has 3 exons. The coding region runs from base 1 to 618 and encodes 205 amino acids.